UCUAAUAGGGACAGUUAAACCAGCGGUUGGUAUCUCCCACUCUCACUGACUGACCACCACCAAAAAAUUAAAGAAUAAAACCCAAAUCCAAAUUAGGGCAAAAUCAAAAUCAAAAAUUUUUUAAAAUGGAGAGAAUGAGUCAGGCAAUGGAAAAAGUUCGAAUGCUGGUCGGAAUCGAAGUUGAAGAUGACCGGCAACUACAACAGCAAGAAGACGAAGAAUCAACAUUUGCAUUCAUGGAUGACUUCAAUCGCCACUGUACUUUAACCACCCAACAAAGACUAUAUGGUUUUGCCAUAUGUUUGGUUGCUGGUUUGACUUGUACACUUAUGUCAAUGCUAGUGUUUUUCAAUCCAAUUAAAUUUGGAAUAGCAUUCACCUUUGGAAAUUUGCUUUCACUUGGGAGCACAGGAUUCUUGAUAGGCCCUAAGCGUCAAGUGAAUAUGAUGCUUGAUCCUGUUCGAAUUUAUGCAACUGCCUUGUAUCUUGCGAGCAUUUUACUUGCCUUGUUAUGUGCUCUCUAUGUUCAUAAUAAGCUGUUGACACUGCUGGCAAUCAUCUUAGAGUUUGGUGCUCUUAUUUGGUAUAGCAUGAGCUACAUUCCCUUUGCCCGGGCCAUGAUCUCAAAAAUCAUGGUGGCUUGCUUUGACACUGAAUUUUAGGCCGACAGGACUCAGAAUCAUAGUCUUAUUUGCUGUUACAUGUACAUGAGAUUACGACUUAGAGACUUAUAGGUGCGGCAUGUAAUAUUGAUCAUACAUUGUAACAAAGCUUUUUCUUUUGUUCCUUGUUGAGGAACUUCAUCUUGAUGUUUCACUACCCUUGAUACCAUUUUCCGAAGAACUAGUUGGUACUUUUUGGUUGAGUUA
Molecule: messenger RNA, 869 nt
Organism: Erigeron canadensis
Lineage: Eukaryota; Viridiplantae; Streptophyta; Magnoliopsida; Asterales; Asteraceae
Product: vesicle transport protein SFT2B
Exons: 6
Coding region: 126-662 (178 amino acids)
Biological process (GO): vesicle-mediated transport
Cellular component (GO): membrane
Source: RefSeq, a predicted model, not a curated record